AUUUGUGAAUCGUGAAUCACAUUAGUGUGCGAGAUAAAUCGUAGAGGAGUGCACUUCGGAGGUAUACAGGAGAUUCAAGAUGGAAGACGGUGACAAUAAAGUGGAAAUUGAAUUAGGUAAAGAUAGGAAGUCAUAUGCCGGUAUACCGGAGGCUGAUUUUGUGGACGAUGUCGAGGCUUUUAUGGCAAAGCCAGAAAACGAUUCUGUGGACAAAGUACUCAGAAAGCUGGACGAGAGCCAUGGAAAAUACAAGUUUAUGGAGUUUAACCUAGUCAACAAACGAAGACGCUUAAAAUCACAAAUACCAGAUCUCGAAAGAUCUUUAGAGAUGAUCGAGAAAUUGCAGAUUGAGAAGAGUACCUUAGAAACGCAAUUUUUAUUAUCAGAACAAGUUUACGCAAAAGCCAUAAUACCACCUACCGAUAAAGUGUGUUUAUGGUUAGGCGCUAAUGUCAUGCUAGAAUAUACCUUAGAUGAUGCCCAAGAAGUGCUGACCAAAAAUAUUGAGGCAGCCAAGAAGAAUUUAGGAUAUGUAGAGCAUGAUCUAGAUUUUGUUCGAGAUCAAUAUACUACUGUGGAAGUAAAUAUGGCACGUAUCUACAAUUGGGAGGUGAAGCGCAGACAAGCAGCAAAACCCACAUGAAAUUAUUAAUCUUAUUCGUACUCGGAUCUGCCUAAAGUCAAGAGAAUAUCUUCUACAUUAGAAUAAAAUUUGUCAAUACACAGCACACUAUUGAAAUUCGUGGAAGACUUAAAAAUGAAUUGUAACUUCACAUACUAAUAUUUAUAUACAUAUUAAAAAUGUCUACAUUUUUGUAAUUGAUUGUAAAAAUGUUAUCUUUUAUCUGUUGCAAAUUGAUUUUAUUUGCAAUACAUCUAUAUUACCCAAGUCCUAAUAAAACAAUUCCACUUUGAUUAAAACAAAAGUAUAAAUGAUAUAAAUGAUAAGGCAAUAAAUGAUAUUACAUUUAAGAAUACAUGUAUUGUAAUAAACGUAAAAGAAAUA
Messenger RNA from Atta colombica, 1006 nucleotides. It is a transcript of the gene mgr, whose product is annotated as prefoldin subunit 3. Gene Ontology annotation, cellular component: cytoplasm; prefoldin complex. Gene Ontology annotation, biological process: protein folding; microtubule-based process; tubulin complex assembly. NCBI's taxonomy places the organism in Eukaryota, Metazoa, Arthropoda, Insecta, Hymenoptera, Formicidae. The coding region runs from base 80 to 643 and encodes 187 amino acids. Gene Ontology annotation, molecular function: tubulin binding. The transcript is spliced from 3 exons. The record is from RefSeq and is a predicted model, not a curated record.